Rhododendron vialii is the source of this 2359-nucleotide messenger RNA. Its product is annotated as GATA transcription factor 26-like. The record is from RefSeq and is a predicted model, not a curated record. Gene Ontology annotation, biological process: regulation of DNA-templated transcription. The coding region runs from base 473 to 2101 and encodes 542 amino acids. NCBI's taxonomy places the organism in Eukaryota, Viridiplantae, Streptophyta, Magnoliopsida, Ericales, Ericaceae. Gene Ontology annotation, molecular function: sequence-specific DNA binding; zinc ion binding. The transcript has 8 exons.
GCUGAAACAUUUACUUCUUAUUAUACAAAGAAGAAGAGGUCAUACACAGCACAACCCCUUUCCCAUUUCACCUUCCUUUCCCAACCAUUUAUAUAGAUUACUCCAAUGGUCUUUUCUCUUUCCAAUUGGAUACAGAUUCCGAACUGAGAACACAUAUCUCAAUCCCCCUUUGUUCUUGUUGAUUUUUGUUAUUUUCAGUGGUUUUUCAAGGACUCCGAGAUACAAAGUCUUGUGGGUCUUCCUGGGUUUUUGUUUUUUCUACAGAACUUUCUCAGUUUCUUGCAGAAAAACGCUUGCUUUACCCAGUAAUAGAUAUUGGGUAUAAAGGUUGCAGAGAAUAAUCGUAGUUUCUAUUUUCUCUUCCUUUUUUUUCUGGGUAAAAUUUUCUCAGGGAAUUGUAUUUUUUGCUCUUUUUCCUUCAUUUCCUUUGGAAUUUCUCGUUGGGAACUAAGGAAAAGAGUGAAAUAGAGACAUGGGAAAGCAGGGACCUUGCCAUCACUGUGGUGUCGCAAGCACUCCUCUUUGGCGUAAUGGGCCCCCAGAGAAGCCAGUAUUGUGUAAUGCUUGUGGAUCGCGGUGGAGAACAAAAGGAACACUUGUGAACUACACCCCUUUACAUGCCAGGGCAGAACCUGAUGAAUUUGAGGAUUACAAGUUUUCGAAAGUGAGGAGCAUAUCUAUUAACAACAAAGAAGCUAAGGUGCUAAAAAGAAAACAAAACCAUAACAAUGCAGUAGUUGGAGUGGUUGACCCAGAAUAUACUCACGGUUUCCGGAAGGGUCUAGAUGAAGAUACCAGUAACCGGUCAAGUUCUGGCUCUGCUAUAUCUAACUCUGAUAGCUGUGUACUGUUUGGUAGCGCUGAUGCAAGUGAUUUGACAGAUCCAGCUCAUUCCGUUGUAUGGGACACUAUGGUACCAUCAAGAAAGAGGACAUGUGUCGGUCGUCCAAAGCCGUCUUCGGUGGAGAAGCUUACUAAAGAUUUAUGCACGAUCUUACAUGAACAAAGGUCCUCUCACUUCUCUGUAUCUUCUGAAGAGGAUUUGCUUUUUGAGAGCGACACACCUAUGGUCUCUGUUGAGAUAGGACAUGGAAGCAUUCUUAUUCGACAUCCGAGCUCUAUAGCUAGGGAAGAGGAAUCUGAAGCUAGCUCUCUUUCAGUUGAGAACAAAAGACACCCACGAAACGAGGCUUAUUCACAUUUUGCAGCCCUCCCCAUUGAUAUAUCUAAGAAAAAGGGUACUAACUUUUCAAGUCUGGGGAUCGAAAAAUGCAAGAAACAUAAUGGACAAGGGCUGCAACAUAUGCAGAUUAAAUGGGACAAGGCUCAGCAAGAAAAUUUACAGAUCCAUCAUAGUUCUCCACUUCUUAAUGUUGAUCUAAAGGAUGUUCUCAACUUCGAUCAGUUUUCCAGUAACCUGACGAAUGAAGAGCAGCAACAGUUGCUGAAGUAUCUCCCUUCUGUGGAUACUGCCAGACUUCCUGAUAGCCUUAAAAGCAUGUUUGCAAGCCCUCAAUUCAAGGAGAACAUAUCCUCCUUCCAGAAGCUGCAUGUGGAAGGGGUUUUUGAUCUUUCUUUGUCAGAGGUGAAGCCUGAAGACUGUAGGACGUUGAAGAGGCUUACAUUGGGCAAUUUGAGAAAGUCAAAGUGGGUGGAACAAUAUAAUCUGCUCAAGGACCGAAAAUGUAAUAGUAUUAAUGAAGGUUCGGUAGUUCAAUGUGGGCCUAAUGCAAUUGCAAAUGGUAAUUCAACCAAUGUAAAGAGAUUGCGUGAUGGUCAACUUCAAAAUUCUCCAGGAGCAAAAACAACAAUGAAGAUCCCGAAAAGGGUUACGAAGGGUAUCUAUGAACACAAGGAACUCGUAGACAAUGACAGCUGUUACAUCAGUCCAGGAAGUCUAUUUGCAUUGCCUCCUGAUAGUAGCUCCCUCAUGUUGGACUCUUUCCAGUUUAUGGAUGAGAGUUCAGAUCAAGAUCUGCUGCUGAAUGUGCCAUCCAACUGCUCAUUCCCCGAGGCGGAGCUCCUUCUCCCUGCUUCAAGCUUCCAUGCCCAAGCAAGCACUAGUAGUAGCUCAGUACAACCACAACUUAUUCGCCCCUGACGCUACUUUUUCCGCGUUAUUUAGGUACUUAACUGCUAAAAUUUGCUUGUUGGGGGUUAUUUAUUUUGAAUACUAACGAUUAUGUGAAUGAGGUCUGCUUUGAAGGUUGCAUUUUCUUUUUGUUGGCCUAUGUUGAUCUUGGGGUGCUAAGGGAUGAGCUUUUUGUAUAGGUUGCACCAGAUUGUAAUAUAUUUUGAAAUGCAGAAGAGGUGAAGUAAAUGUGUUUAUGUAUUCAGCUUAGUUGUUGACUUGCAAAAA